AUGUUCCUCAUAGGGAAUUUAGGAUUAUGCAGGUCAGGUUUAGCGAGGAACGCGGGAUGUUUGUGUCGUUUGCGGAUCGGUGGUGGGGUGUUCCACGGCCCAGUCGUGAUGCGCUUGCUCGCCAACGGCGCCGGGCGCUGGCCUUCGCUGACGCUCGUCUGCAACGCAACGAACGAUGCGAGCCGAGCGGUGCUUGCAGCAACUGCACACGGGCGUCCCUUGGAUCCGCGUGUGGCGACCGAGCAGCGGCCUCCAUUUGAGCGACUUGUUCGCUUCGUACAAGAGGUGUGCAAUGGGAGUGCGGAGCACGCGAUCACCAAAAACGCUCGCUUCUCCCGAUCAAUGAAACUGUACUUGGACGAUAGUAUGGCGGUCAUUGUCAUAGAACGCAAGCUGCCACUGAAAAGACCCGACGCAGAGCGACUUGUUGCACGGCAUGCAGUGAUGUGGCGACUCUGUACACAACUGGCGCUGCUGCUUCGACGCGGGCGACUGGACGCGGACGCUCAACAACACCUCGAACAGCACGGCUGGCACAUCUUCCGCUAUUCCGACGACGCAGAUCAAAUUGUUCCAUUGACCAAAAUUCUACCGAUACCCGCAGACGUUUCGAUAUCGCCUCGCAGAAGCGCAGAGCAGGAGACACUGGCAGAGCAUUUUGCGCGACUGCCUGAUCAGCGUUUCCAGCUGGUCGCGCCCUACACACCUGCCGCUGAUCAACCUGCAGCCAUUCAGUGCCUCGUAGAUCGUUUGCCCUCGAAACGAUUCCAGGUCCUUAAAGGCGCUACGGGCACUGGCAAAACCUUCGUUAUCGCAAAUGUGAUCGCGCAAUACGGACGACCAACCCUGGUACUCGCACCGAACAAGACGCUCGCAGCACAACUGUAUCGUGAGCUGAGGGGAUUCUUCCCAUCGAAUGCAGUCGAGUUUUUCGUGAGCUAUUAUGAUUUUUACCUGCCAGAGGCCUACAACAGUGCCACAGACACGUACAUCGAAAAGUCGGCAAGCAUCAAUAAGGACAUUGAUCGUUAUCGCCAUGCUGCCACGCGCGCCCUGUUCGAGCGCCCCGAUGUGAUCAUCGUCUCGUCAGUAUCGUGCAUCUACGGCCUCGGCAUGCCGUCAACGUACCUUCGAGCAGCGACAAGCCUUAAACUCGGUGAUGUCUGCAGUCUCGACGAGAUCGUUUUACAACUGGAGGCCAUGCUCUACGAACGCAGAGCCGAUCCCCGCGAUCCGGGUACGUUUCGGAUCAGGGAUACGGCGGUGGAGGUUUCGCUACCGUCGUGGGAUGAGCGGGAGCUAUUACUCCGCAUCGAUGUACAGGAUCAUCAAAUUGUCGAACUCAGGUAUGUGGAUCGCGAAACGGGAGCGGAUGUGGAAUACAGCUCCCAUGUGACCUUGUAUCCCGCUCGGCACUUCGUGACGCCCAAGGAGGAGCGCGAGCGGGCGCUCCAGGCUAUCGCCGCUGAACUACAAAGCCGCUGCAAACGGCUCCGCGAGCGAGGGCAGCACCACGCGGCCGAGCGUCUGGAGCGACGCACGACCCAGGACCUUGAGCUGUUGCGCGAACACGGCUACUGUUCGGGAAUCGAGAACUAUGCCAUGCACCUCUCGGGCAGGGCACCAGAUGUACCACCCGAGUGCCUACUGGACUACUUUCCCCCCGAAUGGUUACUCAUCAUCGAUGAGAGCCAUGUUAUGGUUCCGCAGAUACGGGGUAUGUACCAUGGAGAUCGCGCACGCAAGGAAAACCUGGUACGUUACGGUUUUCGUCUACCGAGCGCUCUGGAGAAUCGACCGCUUCGUGAGUCAGAGUUCUGGACCAAGGUCCAUCGCUGCGUGUUUGUUUCAGCUACACCGGGCCCAUUCGAACUGUGUCUCGCCGACGGUGCCCUGGCGGAGUUGUUGAUUCGCCCGACGCAUGUGCUUGAUCCGCGGAUUCAGGUGCACCCUACCCGGGGCCAGAUCGAACACCUAGCCGCUUCGCUUCGCCAAAGAGUACAGCGAGGAGAGAAAGCCCUGAUUACCACCCUAACGAAGAGAAUGGCUGAAGAACUCUGCCGUUACCUCCGCGAACAGCGCUUCAGGGUCAGCUACUUGCAUUCCGAACUGAACGCUCUGGAGCGGGUAGAGGUGCUCUCAGCCCUUGGCACAGAAAGCUGUGACGUGAUCGUCGGCGUGAACCUUCUUCGGGAAGGCCUUGACCUCCCUCAGGUCAGUCUGGUGGCCAUUCUCGACGCGGACAAGGAAGGAUUCCUCCGAAGCGAGACCGCACUCAUUCAGACAAUGGGGCGUGCGGCGCGCCACGUAGCCGGCACCGUGACGCUCUACGCGGAUACGCUGACGGACUCGAUGCAGCGAGCGAUCUCAGAAACCGAAAGACGGCGAGCUAUACAAGCAGCCUACAACGCGAAAUAUGGAAUGGAGCCGCGUUCGAUUCUUGCGAAGCAUGAACCCUAUCUGAAACGAGAGAAGACCAGUUCGAAAAUGGGCCUCGGGGGCAGGUUACCGGCGGGUCUUGGCGCCUUGGACGAUGAGCAGCUUCGUACGCACAUGCAUGAAGCUGCUGCACAGUUGGAUUUUGAGCUCGCUGCAGUGAUCAGGGACCUCUUGGAGAAGCGCGAGCUCUCAAGGCUCGAGGCUCGACUGCAAGCGCAACAUCUGACCGAGGACUCGACGGCGAAUGCUUCGCGGCAUCGGCGCGGAGAGUCCGUCUGA
Cyanidioschyzon merolae strain 10D is the source of this 2718-nucleotide messenger RNA. RefSeq names its product excinuclease ABC subunit B. The record is from RefSeq and is a predicted model, not a curated record. The coding region runs from base 1 to 2718 and encodes 905 amino acids. Gene Ontology annotation, cellular component: excinuclease repair complex. Lineage: Eukaryota; Rhodophyta; Bangiophyceae; Cyanidiales; Cyanidiaceae. The transcript has a single exon. Gene Ontology annotation, molecular function: ATP hydrolysis activity; ATP binding; protein binding. Gene Ontology annotation, biological process: nucleotide-excision repair.